GAGGGUGGGAGUCCCUAAUAAGCUGCUAUAUUCUUUUUCCAUCACUUCCCUCUCCAAGGCUACAGCGAGCUCCGAGCUCUUCCCCACGCAGAAUGCCUGCUUUCCCUAGAGCUUGGCUUCCAUUGUCUAAUUUUCUCAUCCCGGCUGGGGAAAGGGAAGGCUGCAAGUCCUUCCGUUCGGAAGAACUCCAGUUGAAUGCAGCUUAGCUGCUGUUGGUGUUUCUUGGCUAGCUGCUGUGGUCUCAAGGAUCUGCCUGUGAGCCUGUGGUUUCUCUGAGCUUCCUGAGAGUCUGAGGUCUCCGGAAUCUGUGCGUCUUUGGGAUUCGCCAACAAUCUCUGGGUUUUGCCUGCACGUCUACCUGCGCGUCUGAGAUAUCCAGGAUCUGCCCGUGAUUCCCAGAAUCUUUCCGACCGUCUGAAGUCUCAGAGAACUGUGCCUGCGGAUUUGGAAUCUGAGGCCUCUCGGAUCUUGGAGCCGGCGACCUAGCGGAUCUUUUGAGGGCCAGGAGCGCUGUCUGCUAGCUGCUUUUCCUGCUCUCUCUCUCUCCUGGGAGGCGAAUCCUUGAGCCCGAGAUGGCAGCCACCCUGCUCAUGGCUGGGUCCCAGGCACCUGUGACAUUUGAAGAUAUGGCCAUGUACCUCACUCGGGAAGAAUGGAGACCUCUGGACCCUACCCAAAGAGACCUUUACAGGGAUGUUAUGCAGGAGAAUUAUGGAAAUGUUGUCUCAUUAGAUUUUGAGAUCAGGAGCGAAAAUGAGGUGAAUCCAAAGCAAGAGAUUAGUGAAGAUGUAGAGUUUGGAACUGUGUCUGAGAGACCUGUCAGUAAUACCGAGGAGAAUCCUGAAAGUGAAGAGGCCUUUGAAAACAGGGACAGAUCAGAAAGACAGUGGGGAGAUUUAACAGCAGAAGAGUGGGUGAACUAUCCCCUCCAACAAGUCACUGAUCUGCUCGUCCACAAGGAAGUCCACACAAGCAUCCGAUAUCAUAUAUGUUCUCAUUGUGGAAAGGCCUUUAGUCAGAUCUCUGACCUGAAUCGACAUCAGAAAACCCACACUGGUGACAGACCCUAUAAGUGUUACGAAUGUGGAAAGGGCUUCAGCCGGAGUUCCCACCUUAUUCAGCAUCAAAGAACACACACUGGCGAGAGGCCCUAUGACUGUAAUGAGUGUGGGAAAAGUUUUGGAAGAAGCUCUCACCUCAUUCAGCAUCAGACAAUCCACACUGGAGAAAAGCCCCACAAGUGUAACGAGUGUGGGAAAAGUUUCUGCCGGCUUUCUCACCUAAUCCAGCACCAGAGGACCCACAGUGGGGAAAAACCCUAUGAGUGUGAAGAGUGUGGGAAAAGCUUCAGCCGGAGCUCUCACUUAGCCCAGCACCAGAGGACCCACACGGGUGAGAAGCCUUAUGAAUGUAACGAAUGUGGGCGAGGCUUCAGUGAGAGAUCUGAUCUCAUCAAACACUAUCGUGUCCACACGGGGGAGAGGCCCUACAAGUGCGACGAGUGUGGGAAGAAUUUCAGUCAGAACUCUGACCUUGUGCGCCAUCGCCGAGCCCACACGGGGGAAAAGCCGUAUCACUGCAAUGAAUGUGGGGAGAACUUCAGCCGCAUCUCACACUUGGUUCAGCACCAGCGAACCCACACUGGGGAAAAGCCAUAUGAAUGUAAUGCCUGUGGGAAAAGCUUCAGCCGGAGCUCACAUCUCAUCACACACCAGAAGAUUCACACUGGAGAAAAGCCCUAUGAGUGCAACGAGUGUUGGCGGAGCUUUGGUGAAAGGUCGGAUCUCAUUAAACACCAGAGAACCCACACAGGAGAGAAACCCUAUGAGUGUGUGCAGUGUGGAAAAGGUUUCACCCAGAGCUCCAACCUCAUCACACAUCAAAGAGUUCACACGGGAGAGAAGCCUUAUGAAUGUACCGAAUGUGAGAAGAGCUUCAGCCGGAGCUCAGCUCUUAUUAAACACAAGAGAGUUCACACCGACUAAGUCCUGUAAUUAUGACUGAGAAAUGAUUCAUUUGAAGGUACAAUUUUCUUUGAGAACAAAGAGCUCUCUCAAGACUGAGCUGCUUUUACCAUACUGAAUUUCCUUGUCGUGGGCCACAGUUUAAAACAUCAGAGAAGCUAGGCCCGCUUGAAAUUCUGACCCAUGGCUUUGGGAAUGUUAUUCCUUCCUCCAAAAUAGUGAUUUUUAUCCACUCAAUGAAUUAUUUCAUCAAAAUCAGCCCCACAAGUAACUGGAAAUCUGAAGACCAGGUGAUAAAUGCUGGUAAAUACUCAGGCCUGGAAAUGGAGUAAAUCUUUAAAAGUAAUUUCUCCCAUCCUUGGCCCAAAGACCUAUGCUAGGGGGAAUGUUGGACGGGUGGUCACAGCUGCUUUGGAGAAAGACAGCCAGAGACCUUGCCUGAAUUGCCACACCUGUUCACCCACCAUAGUAGCUGGGCACACACAUCUUUCCCUUCAAAGGGCUUUCUCCUUGAGUUGCUCAUGCAUUCAUAUCUUUCUGUCUUCCCAAGAGCAGGAUUCUGCACGACGAAGGCAAUGAUCAUAACUUUCCUCCUCACUGCUUCUAAUUAACUUUUUUAAAGCUUUCAUCUUUAUGAAAGCGAAUUGAAGCUACAGAUUGAAAGGAAAAGUGAGACACAAGUUUGGGGACCAAGGACUCAUCAAUAGUAGUGACUUUAGGAAAAGAUACCCACUGUUGUUAUUGCUGUUAAUCAGGAUCUAUUAACCUUCUUUGGGGAUCAUCAUAGGGAAUAUUGAGGGAAUAGAUCUUCAAGGGGAGGUAGGACCAUACGUGAUGGUGGAGUGUAAGGAGCAAGUGGAAUUGACCACUUCUGGGAAGGAAGCACAGGGUCCCUUCCCAAGGAAUGCAGGUCAUUUCUGCUCAACCCUUUAAGAUCAAUUCUCCCUAUACUACUAACUAGAAUUUGAUAAGGGCCACAUCCCAGUGUUUAUCUUAGCUUGCAUAAGGGCAUGUGUAUGUACACUAAAACAUGUAUUUCUGUUGUUUUUCCAAUAGCAGAAACUGAAAUCACACUGAAUUAGCAUGUUCUAGGGUGAUAUUUAGAUCAUGUGACAGAACUACAGACCUAAGUCCAAUGUGAGAAAUGUCUUUUUUUUUUCUUUAUGAAAAAAAAAAGUUUAAACACUAAUGCUCCAGUAUGCACUCUCCUGUAAGAUCUGUCUUUGUACAGAACCAAGCACUUGUUUAUAUGUAUCAGUCAGUUGUGGGAGAUAAUUAACUGAACACAUAGGUUGACUGUCCUGUACUCAGACUGCAUUGUCUUCUCUUUGGCCUAGUCACAAGGAAUUCAUAAACCUAGAUAGGAAUGUAUUUCCAUCCUCCCAGUCUGCAGAUGUAAGUGGUUACUGUAGGAGUUGACCCAAUUUAAGCCCAGAAGUGUCAGUUCUCCUUAUCUCAGCCCAAGCAGCAAUUAAGAAAUAUCCGAAAUGUUGAUGUUUAUCCAAGCAUUUGGGGGUGGGCGUGGGAGGGAAGUGAUGCCCAGGAGAUGAAACUGGAGUAAGGAAUAUGUAUGUUUUGGGGCCCGCCCCCAAGUUAUUUCUACUCUCUUUGUUGUGAGUGUUGUAACACUUGAAAAACUUUUGCCAGAGCUCUUUGGGACUGGGUGUUAAAGGAACCGGUGGUCCCUCUUGGGUAGUGUUCUGUAGUGCGUUGCCAUGACCCACAGCCAUGCAGGUCUGCACCCCUUGCAAAUGACACAACCUCAAAAGUAACAAUGAAAAAAACACUCCACCAAAUAGAUGUCUUUUUGUUGUCACUCCCAUUCAAAUACAAACUUGGGCAGGGAGCAUGUUUUUUGUUCUAUGCAAAAACUAGCCGACUGUGGGUAUUUCACAUUUUAAUUGUGAGAUGACGUACAUGUUCCUGAGGACUGAACUCAAAUAUGUCUUUUUCCUGUAUCAGUGUUGCUGACGGUUUUAAUGACUAUCAACGUUCUCCUGUUGUUUCUGUGCGCCACUACGGGCAGCAGCUUCGGAGUGGCCAUAGAGGACAGCAAUCUCCGUGACCUAACUGUAUUUCACCCCCCUCUCCUUCCCUGCUCUCCUGCCCCACCCCCAACUUGUUCCUGCUGCUGCUUUUUGGCUUCCAAGUGCCCCAGCCACCUCUCCAGACAUGUACACUCCAGUUGGGAAAUGAAAAGGGCAAGGGACAGACCAGCUCUGUCUCGUCUCUUCCUGCCAAUUGCUGCCCAUUUGCUGUGCUGAACUUUGUGUAAAGUUAUGCAUCCGACUCGCUCUGCUAAAGCUUUUUGCAUGCCUUCUCCCACAUCUCUGGCUGCUUCUGCACACACCCUCAACACAUUGUGCCUGUUUUCUAUGGUUGUGGAGAGUGAGUGAACAAGUGAGUAUGUAGAGCAGUUUUCCUUAUGGUAUUGGUCACAUAUGAUAUUGGUAUCCUAGUGUCUGUCUACAUCUGUAUUAUUCUAACAAUAUUCUAUAAUUAAAAGUAUAAUUUUUAAAAUCAAAAA
Molecule: messenger RNA, 4491 nt
Organism: Phacochoerus africanus (Common warthog)
Lineage: Eukaryota; Metazoa; Chordata; Mammalia; Artiodactyla; Suidae
Gene: ZNF436
Product: zinc finger protein 436
Exons: 4
Coding region: 573-1985 (470 amino acids)
Biological process (GO): central nervous system development; regulation of transcription by RNA polymerase II
Cellular component (GO): nucleus
Molecular function (GO): DNA-binding transcription factor activity, RNA polymerase II-specific; RNA polymerase II cis-regulatory region sequence-specific DNA binding
Source: RefSeq, a predicted model, not a curated record